AGGAUAAGAUCUGGUUUGUCCAUUUGCUCUUCCAAUCAAGAUGCUACCCCACAACCCUCCAAGUUUAAGACUCCUAUUUUUACAUGAUCUUCGUCACUUCACUCAAUUCUCACAUUCUUUUUGAGUUGUGUCUUCAUGGGUUUCCCUUGUGGAAGCAUCAGCCUGCCGAACUCCAUCAGCCUCAUAAUACUGAAAAGCCUACUCCGCUAUGCGAAGCACGUCGCGAGUGUGAUACUCAAGAGACCGAGUUCCGAGGUAGUCUCGGCGGAUCAAGAGUUUGACGUGUACAGCACCGGAUUUCACGAGUUCUUGGCAUCCUGGCCCUCCCCUUCGUUAGUUCCAGCAACAGCAAGUGUUCUGGCGGGAGCACAGAAGAGGCUUCCGGUGGUUGAGUUUGGGGAUUUCAUGAGGAGAUGGAAUCUGCGCGCAGACGAGGGUGCCUCCCUUUGCGCGAUCUGCCUGCAGGAGAUUGAGAGGAGGCACGAGAUCAGAGAACCGACCAAGUGUCGUCACGCAUUUCACAAAGAGUGCCUGGACGGGUGGGUGGACGAGGGGCAUGUGACUUGCCCUCUGUGUAGGACUGCACUUUUCGAAGGCGAGGAAGAAAGAUCGAGUGUCGGAGAUCUGCGGACCACAGAGAGGACGAACGCAUACUUCUUUCACGAGUAUUAUUAGUCCUAAUGGAUCUGGCACACGGCCAUGAAUGCUGGAUGAAUCUAGAUCGCCUUUCGCCUGAGAGAAACAUCUUGGGAAUAGGCAAGUCCAUGUUCAAAUGAAAAACGCAGAAUGAAUAAAACUACAAAACAAGCUGUACAUAUACCAAAAAGCAAGUAAACAGAAGUGGCAAAAGGCAUGUUUAGGCAUGUACAAAUACCAACUAGCGAGUAAAGACCCAGUAAUUGAAUCAAGGACAUCAAUCACCCUUCUUUCCACUUGACAUCCAUCGAUUACUUAUGAUGCCAGGUGAGAAAGAGGGACUGUGAAAAGAUUUUUAUCCCUGGAGUUGUGGCAAUCGCAAGUGGAAGCUGUUGAGUUUGAGAGAGGGAUAGUACUAUGUUCACUCAUCUCUUUUGUUCUUGUUCUUUUUCUUCUUUUUCUGACAGCCCUCUUAUGGUUU
Syzygium oleosum is the source of this 1117-nucleotide messenger RNA. RefSeq names its product E3 ubiquitin-protein ligase RHA2A-like. Lineage: Eukaryota; Viridiplantae; Streptophyta; Magnoliopsida; Myrtales; Myrtaceae. Gene Ontology annotation, biological process: protein ubiquitination. Gene Ontology annotation, molecular function: zinc ion binding; ubiquitin protein ligase activity. The record is from RefSeq and is a predicted model, not a curated record. The coding region runs from base 136 to 675 and encodes 179 amino acids. The transcript has a single exon.